Micropterus dolomieu (smallmouth bass) is the source of this 4369-nucleotide messenger RNA. RefSeq names its product leucine rich repeat containing 45 (gene lrrc45). The transcript has 15 exons. Lineage: Eukaryota; Metazoa; Chordata; Actinopteri; Centrarchiformes; Centrarchidae. The record is from RefSeq and is a predicted model, not a curated record. Gene Ontology annotation, cellular component: centrosome. The coding region runs from base 1 to 1800 and encodes 599 amino acids.
AUGGAUUGUGGGGUGGGACGUCUGAUUGGUUAUGACUACUCCAGAGCACAGGCACCACGAGAGGUCAUAACUGCAGGUGACUACGAGCCUUACACAAAAAAGACUGAUCUAGGUGUUUAUCAACUGAGGAAGCCAGAUAAGAUCAGUAGAAUUCGGGAAACCACUGACCUAGGACAGUGGUUCCACAUCGACACAGAACAGAGCCCUGCUGAUCACACCUCAUGGGGCUUCAAAGUAGCAGAGCUGAUCAAGUCAAACUGGCUCAAAGGACCCAAGUUCCUAUGGGAGAGAGAACCUUUCUCACUGACUGUCUUGGCAGAUCUGAGGUGGAACAACAUUGGUCUGCUGGGUGGCAGGUCUCUGCUAGAGGCUCUGCAGAAGAACAAGAGCAUAGUGCAGCUGGAGAUGGCAGGAAACAACAUACCUAGUGAUACUCUGAAAGCACUUGAGCAGACCACAGGCCAUAACUCAGACAGACAGUCCACCCUGAGAGAGAGCCGCAGCAGGACCCAAGUACUCAGCAAGGAGAUUCAUACGCUAAAGGAGGAGAAGGGCCGCCAGUUCUUGAGUCUGAUGGAAACCAUCGACAGGCAGAGGGAGGAGAUGGGACGCUCCAACAGGUCCACCUCCAUUCAGAUAGGCCAACUCCAGGAAGCUCUGAAUGAGAGGAAGUCUGCUGUCAACUCUCUCACUGCCAAACUGCAGAUGACAGAGGCUGCCCUCACCCUCUCUGAGCAGAAGAACCAUAACAUGGGAGAGCUGCUGACACGAGUGAAGGCCGAGAAAGAAGAACAGAGGGAACGACAGAGCAGAGAGAGGAAGAAGGAGCAGGAGGACAGUGCACACAGAGAGGGCAAACUCCUCAGAGAGAUCCAAAACCUGACAGAAACCAACAUCCAGCUCAGGAACAAAGUGGAGGAGGUGGAGUGCAGGUGUAAGAGUCAACAGCAGCAGAUAUUUGAGCUGAAGCAGGAGCUGACUAACAGCACAGCAGAGCUCAAGGUGCGACUAGCACAGGCAGAAGACCGUCUGGAAACAGAGAAGAGAAGAUACAAGCAAGCUCUGGAGGAUAUGGACAGUCUCCGCCAGAAGGAGGUGGAGCAAGUCAAUCGACAUCUUGAAGAGAGUGAGAGAGCGCUGCAGGAACGCAUCUUCAAACUGGAGGGACAGCGGAUACAACUGGAGGAGGAACUGAGUAAAGCUAAAGCAGCACAUGUGACAGAGAGGGCCCAGGCAGAAGAGGAACUGGGAAGAGUGCGAGCUCAAGUGCGUCUGGAGGAGCAGGAGCAUGUGUUGUCCUUGGAGGAGAAGCUUCGCUCUGUGCGUUUCAACCUGCAGGAGGUCCAGCUCCACUGCUCCCAGCAGAAACAGACCGUCUCUGAGCUGCAGGCCAAGAACAGCCAUCAGAGCAUCGAGAUGGAUGGAUUGCGGCGCAGAAUAGAGGAGCUCCAGCAGGAGCUGUCGGGUAAGGACCAGGAGAAGGUGGCUGAGGUGAGCCGGGUGAGAGUCGAGCUGCAAGAGCAGAUUGGACAUUUACAGGCAGAGAGGACAGUGCAGGGAGGACUCAAAGAGAGGAUCAGUGCUCUGGAAAGAGAGAUUAAAGUACUGAGCAGUAACCACAGAGAGGCGCUGCUUGACAAAGAAAGUGAGAUGUCUUCCUUGCUGGAGAAGCUGCGGCUAAAAGAGGCAGAGAUCCUGAGGAUGAGGGAGGACGAGGCCCACAGAGCCAGCUACCUGCAGAGCGCCAUCCUCACCUACGUUCAGGGCUCCCCUCUGGGACACAGCAGCCCCAAGAAGUGACCCAGAGACCCCAACCCCUCAGCAGUAACCUCUGAGCCCUCACGGGGUUCCUGCAUAGCUCAGGACAGUCUGAAGGCAUAAAGAGAAUCAUGAUUGUCUGGAAAAGAUUAGAAAAGAUAAGAAAAGCAGCAGUGGAACAGUAAUAUGGACAAAAUAAUCUGUGCUGGGAUAUAUUCCUGGAAUCAUACCUAACACAAUAUGCAGAUCCAGUCAAGGAAUUCAGGGUUUAAAAAGUCUGGCAUAGUAAAAUUGUAGGAUCCUUGUUCUUACUCACACACCUCAUCAGUAUGAGCCUCACUUCUAUAUUCCCAACAUAUAUACUUAGUUUAAAAAAAGAUGCACUCUAAAAGUAAUCUUAGCAAAUCAUUUAAUCUGGUUUCAUAUCAUUUUGCCUCAGUAGGGAUGGCAGUGAUGGUAGGUCAGCCCAAAUUGAAAAUUUAAAUGAAAUUUAUAAUUCAUUAGACUUCUUCAAGAAAGCCGAGCAGUCAGACGAUCAGAGAGGUUGCAAACAAGAAAAAAGUUCAUCCAGUUUAUCUAAACCACUUUAUCUGGAGGUUAAAGUAACACUGAGCACAUCUGAAAUGCUGGUAAAAGUCACUCACUGUUAAAGCUUAAUCAGGAAGUGGCCCUGUAACAGACAAUUUCGGUUAUGAUUUUACUGUUCACCUUAGUUUUGUCGUCCAAAUACGUUGGUUAACCUACCUCCAGACCUCUCUAUCACCACCCAAGCUGCAGUUUGUUCUGUAAUUUAAAUAUGUCUGAUGCUGUUCUUAUUGACAGCUGUUAUCAGGACCCGAUUUACACCAUUUCUGCAUCACAAAAACGGCAACAAGCAUGGAUGAGAUGGACAGCUGUACAAAUCACGGACAUAAAAUCUCUUAAAGACACGUUUUUUUGAUUGUUGUGAAAACACAGCAUCCAGACUGAAAAUGAUGUCAGCUGGACAGAUAUGUGACUUGCUACUGAUUGGAGCAAACCAAAAGAAAAUGCCGACCUGUCAUGAACCAGAAUCAUCCUUAGAAGGCUAGAUUCAAUUUACUGUUUGUAAAGUUUGGAAUUUUCUUAGCUGGUCUGUGAGUCUAUCCAUCUACUGAUCCAGUCUUGCACUUCAGUCCUUAGCUUAUCAAGACAAAGAGUCUGCAGCCAUGCUAGUGGCACUAUGAGGCUGCGCUUUGAGCCAAAUGCUCACAUUGCCAUGCUAAUAUGCUCACAGUUAUAAUACUAACAUGCUGAUAUUAAGUGAUAUAAUGUUUAUAGAAACUGCUAGUUAGCAAUUCAUAUGAAGUAUAGCUAAGGCUGAUGGGAAUGUUAUUAGUUUUUUUGCAGGUGUUUGGUCACAAACCAAAUGUUUGGACAAAGUGAGACUUUGACCUGAUAAUGGCACUAGAUAAAAAGCCAGAGAAUCACCAAAGCUAUUGCAUGGCCGGGCAUGAAUGUGUGUUGCAAAUUUCAUCAAUACAUUCAUUAGUUGGUGAGACAUUUCACUCCCCAUGGUGGUAUUAGAGGAAAGGUGAUUAGGAUGCAUCAUCUAGGAACCAUGAAUGUCUGUACAACAUUUCACGGCAAUCUGUCUAAUAGUUUUUGAGAUCUUUCAGUCUGGACCAAUGUGGUGAAACGACCAACAGCUGGCUCUAGAACCCUGUCACUAGCAUGGCCCAACAUCUAUAUCUGUUGUAAAUAUUCAUGGUCCCCAGAGGAUGAAAAUUUUAUGCAAGAUAUGUGCAUAUAAUAUAUAAUAAGCAGAUUAAUGAGGGAGCGACCUGAUAACCUUCCAUCUAUCGCUAAAAUAUACAUUUUUACCCCUACUACUUGUGAAGUUCUGUGAAUAGCUCAGUAAUCAGUCAAGUUGUUUGUUGAGUUCAUCACUUGUGUUGGGAACCCCCAGCAUGUGUAAUGAACACUUUCAGGGGUUGCUCCCAGCGCAUUGGACUUUUCCCCUUUUUUGUUAGUUUUUAACAAAAGGUUUGCCAAAAGGAAGAGAUUAUUGCCAGUUUGAAAACAUGUUUUAUCAUUUCUUGAGGUCAAGUGUCAGUUUUUAGUCACGCAGUAAUAGAGAGAUGGUCAAAUCCUGUAUUGUUUCAAAAUGUAUGUUAUUUCCCCUCUUUUAAAUGGAGGAGUGACCCUAAACAUCAGAAAGAAAACUUCUGGAUAUGAGCCUAAACUGCUGUUGAAAGGAUAUUUUAUUUCAUCUGAUCACAGCCCGUCUUAAUUUUUAAAUGUGUUCAGAUCAUUGCCAAACCAUUUCCACUCUAAUGUUUGCAGCUUUCCCUUUAACUGAGAUAAAUUAGAUUGAAGGCAGUGUAGCAUUGUUAGGGUGUUUACAUACAAAAUGAGAUUUGAUUCAAAAAUGCCUUAAUAUCAGUCAGAGCAGAGGGCUGCCCCUCUCGAGCUCAGACACAGGAGAAGGAAACCGAUUCAUAAAAUGUUUUCUGCUGUUUUACAAGUGAUAUUUUUAUAAUGAUAGUGAUGAUCAUUUUAUUUUUUGCUUUUACCAGUUUGCUCCAUUUUUGAUUUUUCUAUCACUUAAAUGUGGUCAUUUAUGAAAUAAAUAUCACAUGAUCUUUCUUAA